This is a messenger RNA of Hippocampus comes (tiger tail seahorse), 976 nucleotides long. Its product is annotated as parathyroid hormone-related protein-like. The annotation marks the transcript as partial. Gene Ontology annotation, cellular component: extracellular region. The transcript has a single exon. The record is from RefSeq and is a predicted model, not a curated record. Gene Ontology annotation, molecular function: hormone activity. Gene Ontology annotation, biological process: bone mineralization. Lineage: Eukaryota; Metazoa; Chordata; Actinopteri; Syngnathiformes; Syngnathidae.
UAACCCGCGACGGGCGUCACGGCGUACGUCGGGCGCGGAACCGAGCGAGGGCGGGAGCCAACGCGCCGAAUCUCCGCCGCGAGCGUUCGGUCCGCGUCAACGUCGAGCCAACGUGGAGCCAACGCGGCCCUCUGCCGGCAGGCGGCGGUCGGUGAGCCACGCCCAGCUGAUGCACGACAAAGGCCGCAGCAUGCAGGAGCUGAAGCGUCGCCUGUGGCUGCAGGAGCUCCUGGAGGAGGUGCACACGGCCGAGGAGCGGGCGCCGCCCGCGCACGGCGGCGGCGGGGCUUCGCCCGACUUCAGCGGCAACGACCUCCGCCAGAAGCCCCCCGAGGCCACCAAGGACCUGCCCCACAGGUUCGGGCCGGAGCGCGAAGGCCCCGUCCUGCCGCAGGAGACCCACAAGGCGUCGGCCUACAAAGACCAGCCGCUCAAGGUGGCCACCAAGAGGAAAAAAAAGGCCAGGCUGGGCCGGCGCAGGGAAGGCGACAAGAAGCGCAGGAGGACCCGCUCCGUCCCGACUCCAGACUGACCUGACGCCGGAGGCCCCGCAGUGACAGACCCGCCGUGGGCCCCAAUUUCAGCAGUUUCCCUCUUGCCGUCAAUCACGCCAAAGGCCCGAUUCUCCGGGCGUCUCUGAAAGAUGAUCCCGAGUCCUUUGGUGUCGGUCGGGGAUCAUACCUGUUCAGUACUUACCAUGUCACGUUGCGUCUUCGCAACAAAUCCGAAUGUGUAUGUGUGUGUGUGCGGGGGGGCUGUUUGAAUAAUUUUGAUGUUUAACGCGGGACGCACACUUCCCAAUAAUACCCGGGCCUGAUUUGCAUAUGCGUCCCGCCUUCCAAGCCACGACGCCAUCAGCGCCAUGAUCAAAUCUCUUCCACAGAUCGCCCUCUGAAAUGAUUCUGCGGCGAGCAAAGUGUCUUCCUUGGACCGCGCUCAGUCGAUUGCGAGCGUAAAACCUGUUCACUAUUGAUGA